Molecule: messenger RNA, 764 nt
Organism: Tripterygium wilfordii
Lineage: Eukaryota; Viridiplantae; Streptophyta; Magnoliopsida; Celastrales; Celastraceae
Exons: 1
Coding region: 75-620 (181 amino acids)
Source: RefSeq, a predicted model, not a curated record
UCAAAAAUUGAGAGUUAAAAAGAAAAUCCCUGAAAGCUCUGUUUCUGUUUUCUGUUACAGAGAAGCUUCAAAGCAUGGAAUCAGUCAAGCAACAAAGAAUCACCCAAUCUAGUACUCUCAAGUUAGCUACUAAAUCCUUACUUGCAGUCUCAUUCUUCUCCAUCCUACUUCCUGUCUCCCUCCACUACUCAAAUUUCCAGUUUUUUACUCGUACAAUCCAGCUUUUCAGCUGCAACAAUGACAAGAACUACAUGUUCCUUCUCUGCAAUGGUAUUCUAGUACUCAUCGUCAAGAACGCGGGUCUAAUGGAUGCAAAGAAGAAUCGAGAGGAUCGUUCAGAAUUGCAAGAGAUGAAAGCAGCAUCAGUUGCUUAUGAGGCAAAAGGUGGUGUUCAAGAAGAGCAACAUGUAGAAGAGAAGUCUCUGAUUAUAGUGGAAGAAUCAAAGUGUGCCAGGUCGAUGAUGAUCGAAGAAGAGAUCAAAGAGCAGAGAAAUGAAAUUGUUGUUAUUGAUCAUGAAGAUGAUGAAGAUGGAUUUGGGUCACUAACUGCAGAGGAAUUGAACAAAAAGUGUGAUGAAUUUAUAAGAAAGAUGAAGGAAGAAAUCAAAUUUGAAGCUUGAACACUAAUCAUGGUUUAGCAUUUGUAGCCAAAAGAACAAAUUAUUAAGAUUAGUCAUUAUUGUGCUUGACAAGAAGACUGAUCUUGAUCCUUCUUUGUCCUCCUCCUUUUUGGAGUCAAUGAAUUGUAGAAUCUAGUUUUUAUA